This is a messenger RNA of Rhagoletis pomonella (apple maggot), 3216 nucleotides long. RefSeq lists its product as uncharacterized. The record is from RefSeq and is a predicted model, not a curated record. Bases 1 to 3216 code for a protein of 1071 amino acids. Gene Ontology annotation, molecular function: nucleic acid binding. Gene Ontology annotation, biological process: DNA integration. Lineage: Eukaryota; Metazoa; Arthropoda; Insecta; Diptera; Tephritidae. The transcript is spliced from 4 exons.
AUGGUCAUAGACUUCCAGAAAUUGAAUAGCGAAACCAUUACCGAUAGAUAUCCCAUACCCGAUGUCAACAUGACAAUACAGAAUUUAGACGAUGUGUUAAUAUAUUCAUCCUCACACGAUGAACAUAUGGAACACAUAAGAAUUGUUAUAAAUGCACUGCGUCAAGCAAAUAUGAAGAUUUCAUACGAAAAAUCUAGUUUUUUCAAGGACAGCACUGAAUAUUUGGGACAUAUUAUUAAACAUAACAGAAUAACCGUAGACCCACAAAAAACUGAGACCAUAAAAUAUUACCCGGUGCCUAUGAAUUUGAAAGAAUUAAGAUCAUUUUUAGGACUAGCAGGAUAUUAUAGAAAAUUCAUCAAAGACUACGCCAAGAUUACUAAACCCCUAACAUUGUUUUUAAGAGGAAAAAAUGGUCUCGUAAAGAAAAAUCAAAGUGAAAGAAUGCAAAUAAAAUUAGAUGAGGAAGCCAUAAAAGCGAUGAAUAUAUUAAAAAAGGAAUUACAAGCACAAGUCGAACUCUUUCAACCCGAUUUCAAUAAACCCUUUGACUUAACCACGGACGCAAAACAAUUGAUAACAGAAGAAAUUCUAUAUCAAAUAAAAGCCACACUAGUACAAACUUUCCCAACAACUAAUUUUGUAAUAGCAAAUGCAUUAGUCAGAGACAUCACUGACGAAAAUGAACAGAAUGAAAUAGUUGAACAAAUACACAGAAGAGCACAUACAAAUUAUAGAAAUAAGAUAAAAGAACUCUCUGAGAGCUAUUACUGGCCUAACAUGCAAGAUAUGGCAAAGAAGGCAGCACAAAUAUGUGAGAUAUGUAAAAAAUGUAAAUACGACAGACGACCGAAUAAAUUACUUUACGGAAAAACCCCAAUACCAAAUGAAGUAGGUACACAUUUACACAUGGAUAAAUUUUUUAUGGACAACCAAAUAUAUAUAACUACAGUAGACAGAUACUCAAAAUUCUGCUAUAUAAGAAAAAUACCAGAUAGGAAAAACACAUUUAUAUAUUUGAAUGAAAUACUAUCACAAAUAUUCCCAUACGCAACGAACCUAACAACCGAUAACGACCCGACAUACGUUAAUGUAGUAGCAAAAUCUGUAUACGAUCGACUACAUAUACAGCACACAGCAGUGCCACCACUACAUUCGACAACGAACGGUCAAGUAGAGCGGACGCACAGCACAAUAGUGGAGCUAACUAACUUACUAGUAAAGGAAACCAAAGGCAAACACGAAGAGCGUGGAUGUGACCACUGGGUUUCUCAUUAUCUUGCGACCAAGCUGCCAACCGACACGCAUACCGCAUGGGAGCGACAUCUUGGAAGUAAAACCGAUAUACCAACAUUCGGUGAGCUGGAAGCGUUUUUAAAUACUCGUAUUUUAGAAAUCGAUGCAAUCGAAAAUCGCAGCAUGACCUUUACUGCUUCAUCUGCAGUUAAAUCUCCAAAGGAUACAAAACAUCAAACCCCUUUCAAUUAUAACAACUCAAAACCCAUUCAGAGAUCGAUGGUUAAUGCUAAAAGUUUUCACGCUGCUCCAAACGUCAACACAGCUCAAGUUGAAUCAUGCGCUUUAUGUGGUCAAGCACAUAUUAUACGCCGCUGUCCAACCUUUCUCUCAAAAGAUUGCUAUGAGAGGAAGGCAAUCGUUGAUAAGGCAAAGCUGUGUCUCAAUUGCUUAAGUAAGGCUCAUGCACUUUCUAAGUGCACUAGCAUCAAAAAUUGCCUCCAGUGUGGCCAACGUCACCACACUUUACUGCAUUUUCCAUUCGCUACAAAGACUACUCCUGCAAAUAACGCUCUUCCGCCAUCAACUCCACGCGUUUUAUCCAAUUUCAGCAACGUUUCAGCACCUCCACAAGAACAAUCAGUUCCAAUUUCUUCAAACACACCUUCUCUUUCGACAGCAGUUUUAGAGGCAAGGCGCUUCACUCGCGCUCAUUCUACGCUAGCGGCAAAUCCAACACAAUUGGGUGUCGAUAGGAUCCCCGUACAAGGGCCGAGACACAUACUUCUUGCCACGGCGUCAGUAGGGCUGUGCAACGAAAUCACGAAUCGAUCGGCGAUAGUACACGCUUUGAUCGAUCAAGGAUCCGAAGGAACGCUUAUUACAGAAAAUGCUGUUCAGCAAUUAGGCCUGCAGCGUCAUCCUACAGCUGCAGAUAUAUGCGGAGUAGGCCCAAACCUAUUUAGCCAAUCACGAUCAUUGGUUAGCUGCACUCUUCGUUCAUGCUUCGCCGCUCAUAUUGAGUCUGCUUAUGUUCUGAAGCAACUCACAGCACCACUGCCCAGCCAGGAAAUUGUGCCACAAGAUAUGGCACAUCUACGAGGACUCGCUCUCGCCGAUCCCAAAUACUACCAGCCGAAAAGAAUUGACCUCAUUAUCGGCGCAGACAUGAUCGCCCAAAUAUUGGAGCCGGAAACCCGCAUUGGCCAUGUUAACCAACCUAUUGCCCAAAAAACUCAUUUGGGAUGGAUCCUGUCGGGACGAAUAAAUUCUGACACGCCUUCUACUGUCACUAUUCGCUGCCACCACAGCAACCUUGAGCUUGAAGGGCUUGUGCGAAAAUUCUUUGAGAACGAGCAUGUGCCCACUUCUGUACCAAUGUCCGCUCAAGACCAGUGGUGCGAAGAUUUUUUCCAUAGCACUUAUACUCGACAAGCAAAUGGUAAAUAUCUGGUUCGUUUGCCUCUGAAGUCAUUAUAUGAUCCUAACCAAACUAUAGGCAAGUCGAAACAAAUUGCACUGAACAGAUUUCAUGAGCUAGAACGUCGACUCCAGCGUAAUGCCGAUCUCCGUGAGCAAUAUGAGGAUGGAAUUGAGGACUAUUUUCGCCUGAACCAAAUUCGCCCAGCUAGGACAAUGGAGGAACUGCACUGCUCAACUACCAAAUGUAACCAGCUAACCGUAACAUCCUGUGUACUGCCGCAUCACGCUGUGGUGAAAGAAACGAGUGUCACUACCAAACUACGAAUUGUCUACGAUGCGUCCUCGAAAACGUCAAAUGGACGUUCAUUGAAUGAUUUACUAUGCAUUGGCCCACCAUUACAAAACGACCUUUCGGCUGUCAUCCUGAAGUGGCGACUGCAUAGAUACGUCUUCUUGGCCGAUAUACAAAAAAUGUAUCGAUGUAUCGACAUGAACCUAGAGGAUUCAAAUUAUCAACGCAUAUUGUGGCGCAACAAAGAUGGACAUGUUUACGAAUAG